AUGACAUUGUCCGCUGGAACGUACUUGAGCGAGAAGUUUCUUGAACACGAUGAUGACGAAGAAGCCUGCACAAAUUUGAACUUGAAGCUGCAAGAAUACAUCCGAGCAAUGAGUAAUCUCUGCAGUAAACAUGAAGCUGCUCAACUGAUGUGUAAAUCCCUCACCAACAUGUUCAAGGCCCACAUACUAUACUUGCAAAUCUAA
This is a messenger RNA of Cooperia oncophora, 204 nucleotides long. The record is from the annotation of a GenBank genome assembly. Lineage: Eukaryota; Metazoa; Nematoda; Chromadorea; Rhabditida; Trichostrongylidae.